ACGGUGAAAUUACCAGUCUAAAGAAUCUAACAUCUUUAAAUAAUUCAGAAGACAAAAAUCAAUUAGUUAACAAUAUCACUAUUAAUAAUAUUCGUUAUUAACAUCAUGCCUGUGUGUUCUAGCCGGGAACAGUGAGGUGUUGUAGCUCUGAACGCGAUGUAAACACGCGCUGGUCGGUGAGUUUGUGUGUUUAUUCUCCGCUAUGACUCUUCCAGCUCUUCAGAAAAACAGUGUUUUCUUCAGGAAGAUUCUCAGUCAGUUUCCUCAGGACUGCAGUCUGGCCUUUGCUUAUGGAUCUGCUGUUUUCAGUCAGAAUGGAAUCUGUCAAGGUCAGAUGAGGAAGAACAUGCUGGAUUUUGUGUUCGCCGUGGACGAUCCGGUCACAUGGCACACCCUGAACCUGAUGGAGAACCGCAAGCAUUACUCGUUCCUCAGGUUCCUGGGGCCGAAACGCAUCAGCAGAAUCCAGAGCGAGUGUGGAGCCGGAGUUUACUUCAACACACUGAUUCCUGCGGAUGACCGGUUGAUCAAGUACGGCGUCAUCAGCACCGAAGCUCUGAUCGAUGAUUUACUCCACUGGAAGACGCUGUACGUCGCGGGCCGAUUACACAAACCUGUUCGAGUUCUGCUGCAGAAUGAGAGUAGGAAACUGCGCUCCGCUCUCGUGGGGAACUUGAAGAGUGCCGUGACCGCCUCGUUCCUCAUGCUGCCCGAGAGCUUCUCAGAAGAAGACCUGUUCCUCCAGAUCGCAGGACUGUCCUACUCUGGGGAUUUCAGGAUGGUGAUAGGUGAGGAUAAAGCCAAGGUCUCCAACAUCGUGAAAGACAACAUGCAUGAUUUCCGCAGGUUAUACAGCAAGAUCCUUCAGGAGUGUCCUCAGGUGGUGUACAAGCCUCAGCAGGGCCGGCUCGAGGUGGACAAGAGCCCCGAGGGCCAGUUCACGCAGCUCAUGGCUCUCCCGCGCGCGCUCCAGCAGAACAUCACGGCGCUGGUGGACCGGCCCGGGAAGAACCGGGACGUGGAGGAGAUCCUGCUGCAAGUGGCACAGGACCCGGACUGCGGAUCCGUCGUACAGCAAGGAAUCUCAUCGAUAGUGAAAACUUCCAGUCUAACUCAGAGUGCCAAAGGAAUCGCCACCGCGGGUCUCUUCAAAACGGUGUCAUACAGCGCAAGAAAGCUGCAGAAAAUGUGGAGAGGCUGGCGUAGAAAACCCUCGUGACUGACAAUUAUUUCCAAACGCAUUUCACAAUAACUCAUAACCGUGUCAAACA
Messenger RNA from Rhinichthys klamathensis goyatoka, 1271 nucleotides. RefSeq names its product TAM41 mitochondrial translocator assembly and maintenance homolog (gene tamm41). Gene Ontology annotation, molecular function: phosphatidate cytidylyltransferase activity. The record is from RefSeq and is a predicted model, not a curated record. Lineage: Eukaryota; Metazoa; Chordata; Actinopteri; Cypriniformes; Leuciscidae. Gene Ontology annotation, biological process: CDP-diacylglycerol biosynthetic process; cardiolipin biosynthetic process. Gene Ontology annotation, cellular component: mitochondrion. The coding region runs from base 203 to 1219 and encodes 338 amino acids. The transcript is spliced from 8 exons.